AUGUCUGAGCUGCAGAGAGUAGUUCUCUCGUCACUGUUUGUCCUUUGUUUAAACACUGUCUCUGGUUGUGAACUGUUAAAUAGGUUCCACAUGCCAAGUUUGUUUAAACAUGGAGACAUAAUGAUUGGAGGAAUUUUUCAAGUUUCUGAAAAAGAGAUCAGCAGCAUUUCUACAUUUGAGAACAAGCCACCUGGAGUUAAAUGUGUGGGGUGAGUUAAUGAGUAUUUGGCUUUUUCAUCCAUCACAUAUAUUUCUCUAAUUGAAGUUUUAAUAAUUUAAAACUUUAAGAAAAUGUUAAGCUGCAACCCUAUUGUUGAAAUCCUCUUUUAGAUUUGACCUCCGUGCUUAUCGAUGGAUCCAAGUGAUGAUGUUUGCAAUUGAAGAAAUCAACAAAGAUCCUGCUCUCCUGCCAAACAUUUCUCUUGGCUAUGGGAUCUUUGACUCAUGUGCAUCUCCCACAAAUACUUUGCGUGCUGCACUGACACUGGCAAGCAGACCAGAGGAGACUUCAGCUUGUCCUCCAGCCAUACCUGCCAUCAUAGCAGAGGGAGGAUCGACUCAGACCUUAGCUGUGGCAGAAGCUUUUGGACCUUUUCAAGUACCAAUAGUAAGAGAUUUGAUAAUGUGUUUAUUGUAUAACUUACUGUCACUUGGUGUAUUACUUUUAGAUGUUUUUGUGAUAGGAUGGAAGUUGAAGUUUAAUUUAAGGUAUAAUUGGUUUCAUGAUCUCUUAACAUUACCUGCUUUUUUCCUGAGUAUAAACCGAGUGUUUGAUGAAUCGAUCUAUUCAGCAGCAGAUGAGUGGCAGUUUAAAUAAUCAGUUUCAGCUUAGUUUUUGUGCAACUCUGAAUUUUAAUUGUAAAGUUAAUAAUACUAGCAGCACAAGAUGACCCAGACUUAAAAAAUACAUUUUCAAAAACUCCCUUUUAUCUUUAAAGCAGUUAAAUCAGAUUAACACACUAAAUGAGGGGCAAUGCCAGGAAAAAUCCAAUUAUAAAGGAGAAGGGAUUGUUGCAUUAUUGCUGCAUGAUUUUUUUCAACUGAUUUAAUUUAAGUUAACUUUUUAUUUAUUUAUUAAUUUUUUUUCUUUCUGACUGUUUCUUUGUAGGUGAGUUACUUCUCAACAUGUGCCUGCCUCAGUGACAGAGCUAAGUAUCCUUCAUUUUUUCGAACUAUUCCCAGCGAUUAUUUCCAGGCCAAGGCUUUAGCAGCUCUGGUUAAACGCUUUGGUUGGCAGUGGAUUGGAGCCAUACACUCAGACAAUGAGUACGGAAAAAAUGGUGUCCAGGCUUUUACCAAAGAGGUUAAAAAACAUGGAGUUUGCAUUGCAUUCGUCAGGACCUUACUACAUACUUACACCAUGGAUAAAAUUCGGAGUAUUGUUAAAACGAUUAAGCAGUCAACAGUCAAGGUCAUCCUUGCUUUUGUCCCGUAUAUCGACUUUUACCCUUUGAUGCAAGAGGUUGUAAAACAGAACAUUACAGGAAUUCAGUGGAUUGCUAGUGAAGCCUGGAUCACAGCAAUUCAACUCUCAACACCUGAAAUGUACCAAGCUUUUGGUGGUGCCUUGGGGUUUGUGGUGCAGAAGAUGGCGAUUCCAAAACUGAAACCUUUUCUCACAAACAUUAGCCCCUAUACUGAUCCAAGUGCAGCCUUUGUAAAGGAUUUCUGGGAGGUGAUGGUGGGCUGCAGACCUGUUUCAUCUGGAGAGCACACAGGCACUGAGACAAUAGAUGAAGUAUGCACAGGCAGUGAGACUUUCAUGGACCUCCAGGAUGUGUUCUUCGAUGUCACUCAGCUCCGAGUUUCUUAUAAUGUCUAUAAAGCAGUUAAUGCUAUUGCUCACGCCCUGCAUCAGCUGGUUUUCUGCCAACCAGUUGGAGGAAAAAUCAUGGAACCAUGUUUGAAUUUAUCAGAUAUUCAGCCCAAGGAGGUGAGAAAUCUUACUAGGAAAAUUUACAAUCUCUCCAACUUUUUAGUGUUAACACUAAUAAAUACUGUGCUUCUUUGCUCAGGUCACUGAUCACCUACAAAAAGUGAAUUUCAGGAAUCAGUUUGGCGAUGAUGUGUUUUUUGAUGCCAAUGGUGACCCUCCUGCUUCUUAUGAUAUAAUUAACUGGCAGCUGAGAGACGGUCAUGUGCAUUAUGUCACAGUGGGUCAUUUUACUUCUACUGCUGAUGGUGACUAUAAACUCAGCAUCAAGGACAAAGACAUUGUGUGGAGGACAGAUAAAAUGGUAACUUUCAUGGCUUUUUCAUACAAUAUCCUAAGUACAAGUAAAAAAAAAAAUAAAAAACUUCAUCUAUUUUGUCCUUGUUUCCCCAGAUUCCCACAUCAAUAUGUUCUGCAGAUUGUCCAGUAGGAACCAGAAAAGCUCGAAUCAAAGGAAAACCAACGUGCUGCUUUGACUGUAUCCUGUGUGCAGAUGGAACAAUAGCCAACUCAACAGGUAUGAAAAGCAUGUUUGUGAAAAUCACUGAUGUACAAGAUUCAGUAUCAUAGUAAUUUUGAAGUCUUUUUAUAGUCCUGAUUGUUAAAGGCAAAGCGUUUUUUGAUCUUUUUUAAAUCCACAGAUUUAUUCAGGCCACUGGGCAAAUGCACAGAGGCACUGGCCACUGUGGAUUUUUUCUCAUUUCUCUUCUGGACAAAUUUCAAUUCAGUACUAGUCCUACAGCUUGAAGAGUUGUAGGACAAAUUAUAUAUCAAACCUUGCAGUUAGAUCAUGAUUAAUGUGCCAUUACUCUUUGUUAUCUAUUAUGAAUUUUUAUGACAUACGUAGCAAAAAAAUGAAAAAAGUGUUGCUUUGAAAUUAAUGGGACAAGUAACAAAAGAGCAAUUAUUGGAGUUCAAACAUCUCCCGGCUUGGCAUACUUUCACCUAGAGACUCCAUUUAAACAUUGAAAUGUAGACACAGGUCUUGUCUAUAAGUGUAUAUAUGCACGUUGUGAUAGGUAUCACAGUUUUUGAUCAUUUACUGUUCAAUGACCAUGAUCAUUUUUGGAGAAAUUUUAAGGUUAUAAUGGGUGUAUAUUGCAUUGAAUGUUCGUGUCAGAGUGGGUGAAAUCAUCGGCCAGAGUGAGAGAAGUUGCAUAAAAUUUUCUAAAACUUUGGACUUUUCAUGCUCCUUCUGACCACAAAUUACACUCUACAUCCAUGUUUUAUUCCACAGUUGUGGACAUAUUUGUUCUGUCUCUAACGAGGUGUUCAUCCAAGCAGAGAGACUUACAAAUUGCAAAUAAUGAGCCUCUAAGUGCAGCAAUGUCUCUCUCUGCUUCUCGUUGAUACUAAUACAAAGAAUUCCUGAGAGAGGCAGAAUGAACACCUGUUUAUAACUUGAAAGUAUGUCCAAACUAUGUACUGUAGAAACAACAAAAUCAUAUCAAAGGAUUGAAGAAGUCCUUACGAUGACAACAGACUGCUUUUUUCUCCUUUCCAAAUUUCCCAGAGGAAAUUUUCUAGUUUAGAACUCUUGUAAUUUUUAUUAAAAUAUACAGCACAUACACAGGGCUGAAUAUCUCUGUUUAUGUUUAAUAGGUGCAACUGACUGCACUCCCUGUCCUCGGGAAUUCUGGUCCAAUGAGAGGAAAGAUGAGUGCAUUCCUAAAACUAUUGAGUUCCUGACAUAUGCUGAGCCAAUGGGAAUAGCUCUUUCGGUUGUAUCCCUGCUGGGUGCUUCACUGUCUUUGGUCACUAUGAUCAUCUUCAUCUUCUACAGAGAAACUCCUGUCAUAAAGGCCAGCAACUCUGAGCUCAGCUGUUUCCUGUUGUUUUCUCUUUUCUUGUGUUUUCUCUGUCCUCUCACUUUCAUUGGCAGACCCACAGUCUGGACAUGCAUGCUGCGACACACAGCUUUUGGUGUGACCUUUGCUCUUUGUAUCUCCUGUGUUUUAGGUAAAACUAUUGUUGUAGUCACAGCUUUCAGGGCCACCAUCCCUGGCAAGAAAGUAGCAGAAAAGUUUGGCCCUGCACAGCAGAGGAUCAUAGUUUGCUCCUGCACUUUGAUUCAGAUAGUCAUAUGUGUGUUGUGGCUCAAAUUAAAGCCACCUUUCCCAGACAUGGUUUUCACAUACAGCAAUAAGAAGAUUGUUCUGGAGUGUAACACAGGCUCUGAGGCUCCAUUUUACUCAGUGCUGGGAUACAUUGGGAUCCUUGCAGUACUUUGUUUGGCCCUGGCAUUUCUUGCAAGAAAGCUUCCUGAUAACUUUAAUGAGGCUAAAUUCAUCACCUUCAGCAUGCUGAUAUUCUGUGCUGUCUGGAUCACCUUUAUCCCAGCUUAUGUCAGCUCUCCUGGAAAAUUCACCGUAGCUGUGGAGAUAUUUGCUAUUUUAUCAUCAGCAUUUGGAUUAUUAAUCAGCAUAUUUGCUCCAAAGUGUUACAUCAUAUUGAUAAAGCCGGAGAAAAAUACCAAGAGACAUGUCAUGGGAAAAGUCUGA
This is a messenger RNA of Xyrichtys novacula (pearly razorfish), 4434 nucleotides long. Lineage: Eukaryota; Metazoa; Chordata; Actinopteri; Labriformes; Labridae. The record is from the annotation of a GenBank genome assembly.